Bactrocera oleae (olive fruit fly) is the source of this 763-nucleotide messenger RNA. RefSeq names its product dolichyl-diphosphooligosaccharide--protein glycosyltransferase subunit (gene Dad1). The record is from RefSeq and is a predicted model, not a curated record. Lineage: Eukaryota; Metazoa; Arthropoda; Insecta; Diptera; Tephritidae. Gene Ontology annotation, cellular component: membrane; oligosaccharyltransferase complex. Gene Ontology annotation, biological process: protein N-linked glycosylation.
UAUUAAUUUCACUAAAACUUUUUCACUGUAAACUAAUAAUUUAAGUCUAUUUCAUGAAUUAAUAUUACGUUUUUGUUUACAAUUUACAUUCUGCUCUAUGCUUCAUCUCCUCAACUCAAAAGAAUUACGUCACAAGAUGGCUGUUGCCGUAAUCUUGUAUUCUUUCAUUCUUAUUAUAUAGUCAAUACUCUAGACACAUGCUAAAAACGUUUCAUAAAUGUAAUAGAUAGAAAAUUACCAUCUCUAAUUUAAUAUCACCCUAAUUUCUACGUGUCUUAUAAAAUUGUUGCUGCAUAUAAUCUUUAUUAUUAAACGACAUAAAAAUACACAAUGACUGGAAUUAAAGGCAUAGUUGCAAAAUACUAUAACGACUAUGUUGAAAAUACUCCUCGGAAACUAAAGUUGGUGGACACCUAUUUGGCCUACGUACUCCUAACCGGCGUUAUUCAGUUUGCGUAUUGUUGUUUAGUCGGCACAUUUCCUUUCAACUCGUUCCUGUCGGGCUUUAUAAGUACUGUAAGCUGCUUCGUGCUGGGAGUUUGUUUGCGACUUCAGGCAAAUCCACAAAAUAAAGCGAUAUUUGUAGGUAUUUCUCCAGAACGAGGUUUUGCUGAUUUUAUUUUUGCCCACGUUAUACUACACUUAGUAGUUAUGAAUUUUAUUGGAUGAAUAUAUAAUGAGAUAUGGUACAUUAUUAUUAAUAAAUAUUUUAAUAAUUAUAAAUAAAAAAAUAUCAAUUUAGCAACCGAAGAUAACUUUCAAA